UUGGUGCGCAGUCCUGGAUCCCAAACGAGGAUCCACAGCAUUGAAUCCAUUUUGGGAUUUAAAGGAGAGAAUAUCUUCCACCCGGCGUUUUCUUGUGGAUCCGGGAAGCCGGUCAAAGAACCUGAGCGUUUGUCUUCCCCCAAAAAGUCUUCCAAAAACUUUGAUGGUGUCUGUAGAUCCGCCGUCAUCAGUCCGGAUCUGCCGGAUGUGGAUGGUGGUAAAUUGUCGGAUGAUGAAAAUCCGAAGAAAAAGCACCGGCGGAACCGGACCACGUUCACCACCUUCCAGCUGCACGAGCUCGAGAGAGCGUUUGAGAAGUCGCAUUAUCCUGAUGUGUACAGCAGAGAGGAGCUCGCGCUCAAGGUCAACCUGCCGGAGGUUCGCGUGCAGGUUUGGUUCCAAAACCGCCGUGCAAAGUGGCGACGUCAGGAGAAGCUGGAGGUGAGCUCCAUCAAGCUGCAGGAGUCCUCCAUGCUGUCCAUCCCCAGAUCGGGACCACUGUCUCUGCCGUUAGAGCCCUGGCUUACCGGACCCAUCACCUCCUCCAGCUCUCCCCUGCAGUCCCUGCCCAGCUUCAUCACCCCUCAGCAGGGAGUACCAGCCAGCUACACCCCUCCACAGUUCCUCAGCUCAUCCACGCUCAACCACCCUCUGCCCCAUAUAGGAGUGGUGUGCCCCCCUCCACCAGCGUAUCAGUGCUCAGGCUUUAUGGAUAAAUUUACACUAGAAGAAGCAGACCCACGAAACACAAGUAUCGCCUCGCUAAGAAUGAAAGCGAAAGAACACAUCCAGUCUAUAGGGAAGACGUGGUAGACUGAGGAGGAUGCUGGACUGAGGCACUCAGAGACUUGUUUGCAUCUCCUUUAACUUUCUAAAUCAGACUCUGUUUGAAGAGAAGUGGUUUUCACAUCUGUCUGUGGUUCAGAAAACUCAGAGUUUUGACAAGCUUUGUAAAACAAAUUCACUGUACAUUACUUUUUACAUUACAUCUUUUUUGGUUUAUUUUUUUAAUCACAAGUUCAUUUAAUAAAGCUUCCUCAAAUACGCAACCAGACCUAAUUC
Messenger RNA from Sinocyclocheilus anshuiensis, 1062 nucleotides. It is a transcript of the gene rx3, whose product is annotated as retinal homeobox gene 3. Lineage: Eukaryota; Metazoa; Chordata; Actinopteri; Cypriniformes; Cyprinidae. The annotation marks the transcript as partial. The record is from RefSeq and is a predicted model, not a curated record. Gene Ontology annotation, biological process: positive regulation of transcription by RNA polymerase II. Gene Ontology annotation, molecular function: RNA polymerase II cis-regulatory region sequence-specific DNA binding; DNA-binding transcription factor activity, RNA polymerase II-specific. The transcript is spliced from 3 exons.